This is a messenger RNA of Perognathus longimembris pacificus (Pacific pocket mouse), 3543 nucleotides long. RefSeq names its product solute carrier family 35 member F1 (gene Slc35f1). Gene Ontology annotation, cellular component: membrane. Gene Ontology annotation, molecular function: transmembrane transporter activity. The transcript is spliced from 8 exons. Gene Ontology annotation, biological process: transmembrane transport. The record is from RefSeq and is a predicted model, not a curated record. Bases 374 to 1606 code for a protein of 410 amino acids. NCBI's taxonomy places the organism in Eukaryota, Metazoa, Chordata, Mammalia, Rodentia, Heteromyidae.
GAAGUGCCCGCAGCGUCAGUCGUUCCUCCGCACGGCUCGGGGGCUCCGUGCUCCCUCCCGCGCGCCUGGCUUUGCAGCCACUUCUCGGGGCGUGCCAGGACUUCAGUCGGGGGCCAGGGCGGGGAACCCGGCGGCUCGAGAACUAGGGUGCGAGGACUGAGUGGUGGGCCGGGCCGGGCGGCCGCGGUAGCCGAGGGACCCGCCUCCCCACUCAGUGGAACCUUCGCUGGCAGCAGCGGGCAGCAGCGCUCGGCGGGCCGGGGCCGCUCGGCCGGGUCCUCCCCAGGUUCCCGGGCCCGGGGCCGGCGCACCAUGCGCCAAGCUGCGUUCUGAUAGCCGCCGCGCCGCCGCCGUCGCAGCCCCCGCCACCGCGAUGAUCCCCCCGGAGGCGCCGCAGCCGCAGCUGCAGCCCCCGCCGCCUCCAGCCCCUCCGAACCAUGUGGUGACCACCAUCGAAAACCUGCCUGCCGAGGGCGGCGGCGCCGGCGCCGGGAGCCUGUCCGCCUCCACCCGGUCUGGCGUGCGCCAGAGGAUCCGCAAAGUGCUGAACAGGGAGAUGUUAAUCUCUGUGGCUUUGGGCCAGGUAUUAUCCCUCCUUAUUUGUGGAAUUGGCUUGACCAGCAAGUACCUGUCAGAAGAUUUCCAUGCCAAUACUCCAGUCUUCCAGAGUUUCCUGAAUUACAUUCUCCUCUUCUUGGUCUAUACCACUACCCUAGCCGUCAGACAAGGAGAAGAAAACCUCUUGGCAAUUUUACGACGAAGAUGGUGGAAAUACAUGAUCCUGGGACUCAUAGACUUGGAAGCCAAUUACCUGGUGGUUAAGGCUUACCAGUACACAACUCUGACCAGUAUCCAGCUCCUGGACUGUUUCGUGAUUCCAGUGGUGAUUUUGCUCUCCUGGUUCUUUCUGCUGAUCCGGUACAAGGCUGUGCAUUUCAUCGGCAUCGUUGUCUGCAUCCUGGGCAUGGGCUGCAUGGUGGGAGCAGAUGUGCUGGUGGGAAGGCAUCAGGGAGCAGGAGAAAAUAAACUGGUAGGAGACCUUCUAGUUCUGGGAGGAGCCACACUCUAUGGCAUCUCCAACGUCUGGGAGGAAUACAUCAUCCGGACCUUGAGCCGAGUGGAGUUCCUAGGAAUGAUUGGUCUCUUUGGUGCAUUUUUCAGUGGAAUUCAACUGGCUAUAAUGGAGCACAAGGAGCUGUUAAAGGUGCCCUGGGAUUGGCAAAUAGGACUGCUCUAUGUUGGCUUUAGUGCCUGCAUGUUUGGUCUAUACAGCUUUAUGCCCAUUGUCAUAAAGAAAACCAGUGCCACUUCUGUCAAUCUCUCUCUGCUCACAGCAGACCUGUACAGCCUGUUCUGUGGACUGUUUCUCUUCCACUACAAGUUUUCAGGACUUUAUCUCCUGUCUUUCUUCACCAUCCUCAUUGGGCUGGUGCUCUACUCCUCCACCUCCACGUACAUAGCCCAGGACCCCAGGGUGUACAAGCAGUUCCGCAAUCCUUCAGGACCUGUUGUGGACUUACCAACCACAGCUCAGGUGGAGCCUUCAGUCACCUACACCAGCCUGGGCCAGGAGACCGAAGAGGAACCCCAUGUACGUGUGGCCUAGUAUGAAUCUUGCCCUGCCCACUGAGGAUAAAUCAGAGGCCCUAUGUUUGCCCAUCAUUUCUGUAUUGUACAUAGAGAAAGGUAUUUACUAGGUGCAGUUUACACAGGUGGACUGCAAGGUAGCAGAUGCUCUGAAAGUUCGAAAGAAGAACAAAGGAAAGCUCACUGGAGACGCAGGCUGUGAUCCCCCUAAGGGAGAGAGGCCUAGCUGGUGAUCACCAACCCCCACUCCCACAUCAGUUACUGUGAACAUUUUUGAAUCAAGAGCAAGUAUUUCUGUUGCUAGGUUUAUAUUAUUAUUGUUGCUGUUAUUAAACUUUCAGGAGGAGGUUUUGUACUCCUGGUAGGAAUUAUUGCCAGAUUCACACAUCAUCAGUAUAAAUUCCACUUUUUUAUGCUAAGUCACUUUUUAAGAAUUAUACCUUAUUAUUAUUAUUUUGUGGCACAGACUAUGCGAGUGAUACAUGCCACAGGAGCUCCACCCUUGAGAAGUGUCCUCAUCCUAGGGACCUGGUGUCUAUUGGUUUCCUUGGUUAGAUGUUGGACUGCCUGCUCAAUAAGUAUUUUGUGCUGUGUCCUUUGUGGGGAGGGGCAACUGACCAUAUAAUUCUCUAUUCUAGGAAUAGAUAUAAGACAAACAUUUUAGCCUUUUUUAUAUUUUAAUCUCUAAUUACUCUAGGCCAUUGCCUUUCUGUUGUGCCACGUGACUGCUAAUCAAGUCCCUGUAAUUACAGGAUAAGGACUGUUCCAUUUCUGUGGCUUAUGGGAAACCUCAGAAAUAACAUUGUUUGCAUUUAGGGUUAUCUAUGUUUUAAAUUUUAUGGCCCUCCCUGUAGCCUCUCCUCAAAGCAUCCUCCCCUUCCUUGAUUUUCUUACUGGUAAUAUAUAAAUUAAUCCAGGCACUGUAAAAAUCCUUCUCCUCUGUCAUGCUAAUUAUAUGAUACCUUUUUUAAAAAAUACAUCAGCACAGAAGUUGUCUUUACUGUGAAUUACCAUUGUACCAUUAUGCCACCUUCUCAAGUCAAAGUGCCAAUACUCUCAUAAUAGUUCAAAUGGUUCUGGUCACUUUGUACUGGUAAAAAAUGCCACCACUGGGAAUCUGGUAUUUGGGUUAUCUUUGAUAGCCACUCCAUUGCAAAAUAUAUUAACACAGCAUUCAUGAUCUGAUCCAUAUCUACCCCCCCCGCUUUAUCAUUAAAAAAACUCCACCAAAACACAGAAAAUUAAGAUCUCUAUAAUACAGAAUAGAUUCUGUGUCAGUCUAUGAAUUGCUUCUUAAGUUUGGAUGACUUCAAUAAUGUUUACGAAUUUCAGGGCAGUUGUGAUUUGUAUGCCUUAAACAAGCAAGUUGAAGCAAAACACAAGCAGGUUAUAAAAUAGGGGACAAAUCACAGAGGAGAGCCUGAGCAAGGCCUAAAGAUGACAGGCAAAGAAACCCCAUGCUGUUUGCCAGCUCUGGUGGGCUUUAUUGCUGGCCUUCUUCACAGAAUGAGUGGUCCUGUCCUAAAAGAAGAAAAACUAUCCUAUCUGAUAGGCAGAUUUCCUGGUCAAUUCAGCUUCCUUUAAAACAUGUUUUGUUUUAUGUGUGGAGGAAAAGUCAAUGCUAAAAUUACAUGAUAUCAAAAUAAACUUGCCAACAUCUGCUCUCUGCUACUUUUUAAACCAAUUAAAUACCUUUCUCUGAAUAUUUUGUCCAUUCAGACCUGAAGACCUUUAAAGACUGUAGUUUUGUUUUUGUGUUUACAUUCCUUUGGUUUGCAUAAUUUGCUUGAUUUAUUACAUUCCUAGUAUUUAUUUUAAGCCAAAUGGGUUUUUUGUCUUUUUUUAUUCAUUUUUAUGACACUACUUUGUAGUCAUUUAUGAGAAGCAAGUGGCUGAAACUAUUUCUAAGUCUACCCAAUGAGCUGGGAAUUCUUUUUUGUUUUGUUUUUGUUUUUU